AUGUCGAUGUUGACGUAUGAAAUGAGGACAGCGGACGAAGUGGACAUUUCGAUUGUUUCAGGCCGUACGGCGCGCCACGGCCCUUCAGUGUCGGUGGUCAAUGGGCGAAUCAUCAACGGCGUGGACGCCGCUCCUGGGGAAUUCCCUGCACAGCUGUCCAUGCAGACUGAUGGGCGGCACUUCUGUGGAGCGUCCAUCCUGAACGAGAACUGGGCCAUAACUGCGGCGCAUUGCUUCGACAACGGUGGUUCCGUGGAAGUUCUGGCGGGCACCACCAAGUUCGAUUCGGGUGGAACUCGCCACAGCGUGGAGUUCGUCGAGGUCCACCCAAAGUACAACAGUUCAGACUCCUGGGUGAAUGACGUCGCCGUCAUGAGGGUGUCGCCUCCAUUCCAAAUAGAUAACGUGACCGUGGCGCGAAUACAGCUGCCUGCCGAGGGAGAGGAGACGCCAGCUGGAACCAACGUCACGGUGAUCGGGUGGGGACGCCUCUCGUACGGAGGGGCACGCCCAAACGACCUGCAGAAGGUUGACGUGCAGGUGUGGGACCAGCAGCUGUGCGCCACGCUGUUCUGGGACGGCUUCGAGAACACCGUCUACCCAACCAUGCUGUGUGCCGCAGGCGUCGAGGAGCAGGCGUCUUCGUGCAGCGGUGACUCCGGCGGCCCGCUGCUGCGCGAUGGUGUGAUGGUGGAAAUCGUGUCGUGGUCGUUCCAGUGCGCCACCCCACCGUACCCCACGGUCUACACCCGCGUCUCCAGUUACUUGGACUGGAUCAGGGAGAACGCCGGUUCCUGGUAG
Schistocerca serialis cubense is the source of this 801-nucleotide messenger RNA. Its product is annotated as trypsin delta-like. Bases 1 to 801 code for a protein of 266 amino acids. Gene Ontology annotation, molecular function: serine-type endopeptidase activity. NCBI's taxonomy places the organism in Eukaryota, Metazoa, Arthropoda, Insecta, Orthoptera, Acrididae. Gene Ontology annotation, biological process: proteolysis. The transcript has 6 exons. The record is from RefSeq and is a predicted model, not a curated record.